AUGAAUUUCGCACCUAUCAGGCGGCCAAUGGGCUGUCUCAAGUCCGUCUUUCGACAGGCCAGACAGCAGAGGACUGCGCAGCGUAGUCUGGCUACCGCGGCCGUUGCUCCCACUGGUAACAAAGCCAUCAGCGAGAGGCAACGUGCCGCUCACGGAAAGGUGGAAAAGUUCGAAAUCUAUCCUCAGAUUCCAUCUAUCCGAUCUACGAACCCGGACCCGAUGCCCAUCCUGCGUCAACAGCAGCUCGCUCAAUUAGAUCCGGCGGGUGCCAGAACACGUCUAUUUUCCAAGGAUCACGCAGAUAGCGCCAAGGUUGGAGAUGUACUCAUGGUGACUACUCAGGGUGGCGAGCCAUUUUCAGGCGCAUUUAUCCAAAUCCGACGACGAGGCGUCGACACAGCCAUCUUGCUGAGGGGACAAAUGAUGAAGACGGGUGUGGAAAUGUGGUUCAAGGUCUACAGCCCCUCCGUUACGGGUAUUGAUAUCAUCUGGCGAAGACCGAAGAGGGCGAGAAGGGCGAGACUGACGUACAUGCGGAAGCCCAAGCACGACAUGGGCAGUGUGGAUAACUUGGUGUCAGCAUGGAAAAGGGAGAGAUAUGCCUUACGAUCCAAGUCAAAACAGGCCGGUGGGAAGAAGGCUCGGGCAUAA
This is a messenger RNA of Metarhizium brunneum ARSEF 3297, 651 nucleotides long. It is a transcript of the gene img1, whose product is annotated as mitochondrial 54S ribosomal protein bL19m. NCBI's taxonomy places the organism in Eukaryota, Fungi, Ascomycota, Sordariomycetes, Hypocreales, Clavicipitaceae. Gene Ontology annotation, biological process: translation. Gene Ontology annotation, cellular component: mitochondrial large ribosomal subunit; ribosome. The record is from RefSeq and is a predicted model, not a curated record. Gene Ontology annotation, molecular function: structural constituent of ribosome.